ACGUUUACUAGACCAUUAUCAGUGUAAUUGGUCAACUUUGACAAUUGGGUAAAUUUAUUUGUGAGAUCAGUGAGUGAAUUUGCAAAAUAAGUUGUUUUAAACUUCAUCGAAGAAAAAUUCCCUAAAAAAAUUUCGGAAAAAUAAAUCAGAAUGAAGAAAAAAGUGCUGCUCAUGGGUAAAAGCGGCUCGGGCAAAACCAGCAUGCGUUCUAUUAUAUUUGCAAACUACAUAGCCCGAGACACAACGCGUUUGGGUGCAACCAUUGACGUUGAGCACUCUCAUGUACGCUUUCUGGGCAAUCUUGUACUCAAUUUAUGGGAUUGUGGCGGCCAGGAGGGCUUCAUGCAGCAAUACUUUGCUUCACAGAGAGAUAAUAUUUUCCGUAAUGUUGAAGUGCUCAUAUAUGUAUUUGAUGUGGAGAGUCGUAACUUGGAACUAGAUGUGCACUAUUAUCAGUCAUGUUUGGAAGCAUUGUUACAGAAUUCACCGGAAGCAAAAAUAUUUUGUUUGAUACAUAAAAUGGAUUUAGUCGCCGAAGAACAACGAGAAUCUUUAUUCAAAGAGCGCGAAGAGGAUCUCAUUAAGCUAUCCAAACCGGGAAAUGUUACCUGUUUCCGUACCAGCAUUUGGGAUGAAACUUUGUACAGAGCUUGGUCAUGUAUCGUCACCAUGCUUAUACCCAAUGUGGCCGUAUUGGAGAAUUCUCUAACCCACUUCGCCAAUGUUAUUGAGGCCGAUGAAGUGUUACUUUUUGAAAAGGCAACUUUUCUGGUGAUAUCGCACUGUCAGAGCAAAAAGAACCGCGAUUCGCAUCGUUUUGAGAAAGUCUCCAAUAUAAUAAAACAAUUUAAAUUAAGUUGUUCGAAAUUGGGUGCCAAAUUUCAAUCGAUGGAGGUAUGCAACAGCGCAUUUGCUGCUUUCAUAGAUACCUUUACCAGCAAUACCUAUGUAAUGGUUGUCAUGUCUGAUCCAAAAAUACCUUCCGAAGCAACAUUGGUUAACAUACGUAAUGCGCGCAAAUCUUUUGAAGAGUUAGAAAAUCCGAAUAGCAACGCAAUGAAUCAUCAUCAGUAUCACUGAUAUAGGAUGUAAGUGCACUGCACUGCACUGUUUAUGAGAAGCUUUGAAAUUAAAGUAAAAGGGUGUGGAAAUAUAUACUUCUUUUCGGUGGUUUUCCUUAUAUGUAUUAGAAGCAAAGUUUUACAAUUCGAAACAAUUAUACCAACACCGAUUUAUAUUUGAGCUUAAAUAUAAGUAUAUAUAGUAACAACAUACAAUAUUUUCUUACAUUUAAAACAUAAUAUAAGCUCCAAAACUCAAAAGGGUGUUUGUUAAUAUUUUAAAACCUACCGAAAUAUUAGGAAUGUCAUCAUUCACCAUCUACAACAACGCAGCUCAGCUCCUUUCUUUUUCUCAAUUUUGAGUACAUAUUUUUAUUGUUAUUAAUUGUUGCUUAAUGAAAUUUAAAAGAUUUUUCACGCUUUAUUAUAUAAAUAUAAAAUUUACGAUACAGAAAUGUCUUUAUAUGUACAUUACAAUAAUGAUGUGGAAAGCUAUUACAAUAUACUAUCUUAAAUUAAUAUAAGCGGUUAAUAAAUCAUUUUUACAACUAUACCACUUAUUACUUUUUUAACUCUUAUUAAAUAUACAUUUGAGAAUAUAAAUUUCCAAUCAAUGCGCAUCUCAACUUAACAUGAUGCCCUUACAGCUACAUAUACAUACAUAUGUAAAUAGAAAAUUUAAAAAUUUUUAAAUUCAAGAAUUUGGCUAGUAUUGUUUUGUACUGCAUUUAAAUGCAAUUUAUUCAGAUUCCUAUCACAGUCAACGUUUUUUCAUUGAUUAACACUACGCGCAUAUGUUAUAUUAUUUUAAUAUUAUGGCCGUCAUGAGUAAUAGCGGCGCACUUCUUCGGUAAGCCGUCCAACUGUACUCUCAUCAACUGGAAUGAAUCGUUUAGCACCACGACUAAAAUAAUAAACAUCACCAGUGUAAAUAUCAAACCAUAGCGCGUGUAUAUGGAGAUCAUGCGAUUCAAGUCGCUUUUUCAAGAAACCAUACGAAGCCACAUUCGAUAAUUGCUGUAAUGUAUUGAUCUGCGACAAUUUAUCCUCCAUAGCAAAUUUAUUUUCCGGAUCAAUAUAAGCCACAAAACGACGUAGAGGUGUUUCAGAUGAGAAUGACAAAGGGCCUUGCAUGCCUUCAUCUCUCCAGGAUUUAAAAUGCUCGAGACUACUGUUAGCGUGUGUCCACAUCCAGGAACGUAGCGGCGAUAAACGUCUAUUUAACUACAAAAAUUAGCUAAGGUAAAUAAAUAGUUUCACAAUAAAAAAAUCACACCAAGAACAACUUACUUGUGAUGAGUAUUCCUCAUCCUGUAGUUUAUAUAAUAAGUUCAUCGCCUUGCAAUCGCUAUGACCGCACACAAUAAUAUGGCGUAUAUCGUUGAUGACGCAUCCCAAUUCAAGUGCUGCUGGUUCACAGCUAAAGUAUUCAUCCUGAAAGUGUUGGGCAUGUGGUAUCACAUUUCCAGCGUUACGCACU
Messenger RNA from Zeugodacus cucurbitae (melon fly), 2541 nucleotides. RefSeq names its product ras-related GTP-binding protein A (gene RagA-B). Bases 151 to 1080 code for a protein of 309 amino acids. Gene Ontology annotation, cellular component: lysosome; nucleus; Gtr1-Gtr2 GTPase complex. NCBI's taxonomy places the organism in Eukaryota, Metazoa, Arthropoda, Insecta, Diptera, Tephritidae. The transcript has 4 exons. Gene Ontology annotation, molecular function: GTPase activity; GTP binding. Gene Ontology annotation, biological process: regulation of autophagy; cellular response to amino acid stimulus; cellular response to starvation. The record is from RefSeq and is a predicted model, not a curated record.